This is a messenger RNA of Bacillus rossius redtenbacheri, 2583 nucleotides long. RefSeq lists its product as uncharacterized. Lineage: Eukaryota; Metazoa; Arthropoda; Insecta; Phasmatodea; Bacillidae. The transcript is spliced from 5 exons. The coding region runs from base 61 to 714 and encodes 217 amino acids. The record is from RefSeq and is a predicted model, not a curated record.
CCGCGCGAGAUAAGAGCCGGGCCGGCAGAGGCGCCGAAGACUCCGCGGUCCGCAGCCGCCAUGGGGAGGAUGCUCGUGAGAGAGUGCUGCUGCGGUUGCAGCCUCCGCUCAGGAACAGUGGCCAUAGGGAUCUACAACGCCGUUAUGGGGCUGAUUGGAGCCAUCGUGUACUUCAUCGUCGCCUUCAAGGGCAAUGGUGACGAAGAAAGAGUUGGCCUCUAUAUCGUAACAGCUGUUAUUUGCGUUGUGGAGUUACUGGCAAGCAUGUGUCUAAUAAACGGCGCUUUGAAGGAAAAGAAGCGUUUAAUCACUCCCUGGUUAGUGAUCACUACAUUCCUUCUUGUCUCUUACUUCGUGAUUCUGAACAUCAGUAUUUUCCUUGUGGUUGCAGCAGGAUCUUCUAUGGCGUUUUCUCUUAGUGGAUUCCUCACCGUUGCCCUGACGGUGUACUGCCUGGUCGUCGUGUACAGCUACCACGAGUCGUUCGGCGCCGGCGACGAUCACAACCGCAUCGUCACCUACACCGUCGAGAACCACCAGUUCCCGAGCCUGCCGGUGACGGUGGUGCCCCCGCCGGACUUCGGCUACCCGCAGCACGGCUACCCGCAGCACGGCUACCCGCCGCCGGACUACCCGCAGCAGCAACCGCCGCCGUACGACGCCCCCGGCCCGCUCUUCGCUGCGCAGUCGCGCGACCACAAGCUGCAGCCGUAGUUCGCGCGCCGCGUGGCUUGACGUGCGCGGCGCUGCCUUCCCUCGGCAGCUCAGCAGACAGUACACUGCUCAAACUCACGAAGAGCGUUACGGUUACAAACCACCCAGAUAACUUCCGUAAGCUUACUGGCACUUACUAAAUUUACACACUUUGUACAUGGACCUUCCCUCAGCAUACAGUACACUGCUGGAGAUUUCCAGCUCAAACUCACGAAGAGCGUUACGGUUACAAACCACCCCAGAUAACUUCGUAAGCUUACUGGCACUUACUGAGUUUACACGCUUUGUACAUUAACUUUCCCUCAGCAUACAGUACACUGCUGGAGAUUUCCAGCUCAAACUCACGAAGAGCGUUACGGUUACAAACCACCCCAGAUAUUUUCGUAAGCUUACUGGCACUUACUGAGUUUACACGCUUUGUACAUGGACUUUCCCUCAGCAUACAGUACACUGCUGAAGAUUUCCAGCUCAAACUCACGAAGAGCGUUACGGUUACAAAUCACCCAGAUAACUUCGUAAGCUUACUGGCACUUAGGGGUCGUCCAUUAAUCACGUGAUGUUUUUUUUAGCAAAUUUUUAAACCCCCUCCCCCCUAGUGAUUUGUGGUGAGGUUUUAGACUACACCCCCCCCCCCCCUAUAAAUCACGUGUAUUUUUUUGGUACAAAAUAUUUUUAAAAAAUUCUGAAUGUUAUCUUUAAAUAUAGGUAUAAUCUAAUUUAAUUCUGGAAAAUUAAGCACAGUGAUAAAAAUGUCCAGGUUUAUUUUCACUGGCAUAAAAAUAAUAAAGGAAAGGCUUAUAUGUGAUUUACGCUUGUAUUCGGCGCCAAAAUCACAGUCUUACCUUUGAAUAUUCAAAGGUCUUACUGGUGAUUGGCAAGCCGAGCCGGGUGGUUCAUGUUGCGGCGGGCGGGGAUAUUGUUGCCUGGCUACGGCGAGUCGUCACGCGUCGCUUUUCGGUUUAGUAGAAAUCGGGCGAAAAAAUUAAUACACGUGAUAUCUCUCUUCACCCCCCUCCCCCCUUGAGAUAUUUCGUGAUUUUUCCCGACCCCCUCCCCCCCCCCCUUUCGAGCCUCACGUGAUUAAUGGACGAUCCCUUAACUGAACUUACGCACUUUGUACGUGGACUCAUAAUGAUCACCUUGGAGUAUGCACCGACAAAAUAAUAUUCCGGCAUUCGUGUGCUUGUCUACCCUGUUUCCAACGGAUCACGGAACUCGGAAGAAGAAAUCCAAGGUAGUUUUUUUUUUACGAAUAUCUAGCUAUCUGAAAUCACGAAGAACCGUUUGUUUAUUUAAGGUGCACUCUCAGUUGAAAAGUUCGUAAAGCAACAAUUUUUUUUUUCUAAAUUUGAAGUAAUUAAAUAUGCCACUCAGUAUGUGUUUCAUUCUUUCACUGCACAUGUUGAGAUGAAAUUUACAACCUGCCUUUUUUUUUACUAUAAAUACAUAUUAUGUUUCACUCUUUCUUAAAUAGUUGUUUUAGAAUAUUUAUUUUGACAUGUUCAUAUGUAACAAACUUUUUUAUGUUGUGCGUACUAAAAAAAAGUUGCUAUCGAACAUAAGGCUAAACAUGUUUUUUUUUUAUCGAGUUGGGAUGCCUUUGUGUGUAUGGACUAGUUCAGUUUUGAAUAGAUCUACUGUCAUUGUACGAACUGUUAAAUUUAUUUAAAUCUGCUGCCUAUAAUUCGUGCGGAUGCAAUACUUAAUUCUGAGUAAACGUUAAUGAUUUGGUUGUACAUUUUGUAUGGCUCUAUUUCGUAGUGCGACACUAUCAGGCAAUCAUUAUACUCUGUCCUACUAAUAUUACCAAAAAAAAAAAAAAGGGAGAAAAACAGGAAUGUAACUUCAGAAUACAAAAUAAAAAUAAAA